This is a messenger RNA of Eutrema salsugineum, 1800 nucleotides long. RefSeq lists its product as uncharacterized. Gene Ontology annotation, molecular function: methyltransferase activity. The record is from RefSeq and is a predicted model, not a curated record. Bases 200 to 1633 code for a protein of 477 amino acids. NCBI's taxonomy places the organism in Eukaryota, Viridiplantae, Streptophyta, Magnoliopsida, Brassicales, Brassicaceae. The transcript has 2 exons.
AUAUCAACAAUUCACGAUUCACCGUUGCACAUCUCCGGUUAAUUCUCUCAUCGGCUUCCGGCGAACGAAGUGUUUCUCUCCUACGAUUAGUGAGAAAAUGGCGUCUUCUUCAUCGGGCUGCUUACCACAUCGUUCUUCCCGCAUUCUUCGCCGUGAAUCUGGAGCCCAAUCGUUCCCGGUGUCUCUCCGAGCUUGAAGGAUGGGGAAGACGAAUGUAUUCUCGAAGAUUAGAUCUUUCAAUGGCAUCAACAGACCCAUAUAUGUGUUGGCUGGUUUGGCAUUUCUCAUCUCAGUAGCUACUCUGGCUAAGUUCAAUUACAUCACACCACUAAGCUUCUCUGAUCGGUUCUGCAACUCUCAUGGAAGCUUCGAAGGAGACGGCUUUAACAUCAGGAGCCAAAUGAGAAAGACGAUCGAAUCUGCCAUUUUCAAAAUCCACCAGGAAAUGGAUGAUCUCAAGGCAUUAGAAGCUUCUUCUUCUUCUCCACCAUCUGAUUCAUCGGCUUCGGGAUCCAUGUUCAGACAUGUAGCUUUUCUUGCGGAUCUUCUUUCACUUAUUCAAUCAGUUCACAUGGAACUACCAUCGUUCGAAGAAAAAUUUGUGGUGGAUCAUCCGUUGAAGAAGCAGAACGGUGACCCGGGAGAGCAUUUUAUGAGGGAAGAGAUAAAGAAAUACAUAAAGAUCAAACCGAACCGGCUUGGAAAGCAGAACUUCAUGGGAGCUAACGGGACUUUCACUUCGAUCGGUCACGCUUGUUUCGCGAUGAAGAAAGAUCUUGAAGAGUAUAUGGACUACGACGUUGGAGAAAUCUGCAACGACGACUGGAGAUUAGCUCAGAAGCUUAUGGUUCACGGAUGCGAUCCGUUGCCUAGAAGACGCUGCUUCUCUCGUGCACCGCAAUUAUAUCACAAACCGUUUCCGAUCAACGAGUCCUUAUGGAAGCUUCCGGAUAAUCGGAAUGUGAGAUGGGGACAGUAUAAGUGCAAGAACUUCGCUUGCCUCGCUAGCAACACAACAGCAAGAAAAGGGUUCUUCAAAUGCACUGAUUGCUUUAACCUCACGCACCACGAAUCGCCGAGAUGGGUUAACCGAGGCGAAAUCGAUCCAGAGACGAACCAAACGGCGGAUUUCUCGGUACAAGAAGUUUUGGAAAUCAAACCGGGAGAGAUUAGAGUAGGACUAGAUUUCAGCGUUGGCACGGGAACUUUCGCAGCGAGGAUGAAGGAACGUAACGUCACCAUUGUAACAGCAACAAUCAACCUCGGUGCUCCGUUCAACGAGAUGAUCGCUCUUCGUGGUUUAGUUCCUUUGUACUUAACCGUGAACCAACGGUUACCGUUUUUUGAUAGCACGUUGGAUAUGAUUCAUACGACGAGGUUUCUUGAUGGAUGGAUUGAUCUGAUACUUCUUGAUUUCGUGCUGUACGAUUGGGACAGGGCUUUAAGACCUGGUGGAUUGUUGUGGAUCGAUGGUUUCUUUUGUCUGAAAGAGGAUUUGAGUGAUUACAUGGAAGCGUUUAAAGCGUUGAGGUAUAGGAAACAUAAGUGGGUUGUGGUGCCUAAGAGAGAUAAAGAUGAUAAGGAAGUGUUCUUCUCUGCUGUGUUGGAGAAACCUCCAAGACCCUUUAGAUGAUUGAUCAUAUUGCAUAGUCUUUUGUGUUUACUAUAAGCAGAAGAUGUCAAAAGUGAGUAAGAUAUAGUUUGAUUACAUGUUCCUGUUAUUAUUUUUUACUAAUUAAAGAUUUUAAAGGUGUUAUUUUGUGAACCACAAAUAAAAAAAAAGGUGUUAUAUGUUGUGAA